Messenger RNA from Fusarium vanettenii 77-13-4, 810 nucleotides. RefSeq lists its product as uncharacterized. NCBI's taxonomy places the organism in Eukaryota, Fungi, Ascomycota, Sordariomycetes, Hypocreales, Nectriaceae. Bases 1 to 810 code for a protein of 269 amino acids. The record is from RefSeq and is a predicted model, not a curated record. The transcript has a single exon.
AUGUCGCGGGCUCUGCCUCGGGCUUGGUUGGUGGGGCACGAGAUUCAUCUUCGGAAACAUCAGCUAACUUGUCUCUGGUCCUUGAGCGUGAAGAAGCUGAAGAACUAUUGCGUCGUCGACCGCUGGGCGAUUCCCGUCUCUUUGCUUGACGUUGGCCACGUCGCCCAGGGCUGGGUUGCCUUUGCCGGCGUCGGUCGUCCUCCCUGUCUGAAGAGUCGUCUCUUCGGCCCUUGCCUUUUGACCUUCGGUCGUGUGCCGCACUGCUGGAACGGCUGCGGCUGCGACUGUCACUGGGACUGCGACCUCGGCCCCGACUUCGGCUACGAGACAAAGAAGUACCCCUGGACCUUGAAGAAGACGCGGAUCUUGAACGACGUCUCCGGCGAUCUACCGAUCGGCUUCUUGAAGAAGAGUAUCGUCUUCGCUUUGGCGAAGGAGAACGUCGCUCAGAAGAUACAGAGCGAGAUGCAGCAGCUCUACGCCCUCCAUCAUUUCGACGGUUUGCUCGACCUCGGUAGGUAUCGCCUCCGGGUGAUCGUGAUCUCUUUCGCCCGUCUCUGCGUCUUCCGGGUGAUGAGGGUCGUCGCCGGCUGUCAGAUUUGUUGGUACUGCGCGACGCACUACGGCCGCGCGAGUUCGAUCGAGAUGAGCCAGAUGCUGAAGGCGAUCGAGCAGGAGACCUUCGCCGACCAGGUCCAGCUCUACCGCCGCCGCGCCUCCCACGAGGGACGUAACUGUCGCGACCGUAGGAGUCCCUCGAGUCACGGAAGCGGGGACCCGGAGAUCGAGACCUCCCACCUCCUCUCCUGA